Messenger RNA from Panicum virgatum (switchgrass), 698 nucleotides. Its product is annotated as universal stress protein A-like protein. The record is from RefSeq and is a predicted model, not a curated record. The transcript is spliced from 3 exons. NCBI's taxonomy places the organism in Eukaryota, Viridiplantae, Streptophyta, Magnoliopsida, Poales, Poaceae. Bases 66 to 626 code for a protein of 186 amino acids.
CCGCCCAUAUCUAUCCCGGCCGUGCUGAUCCGGGCGUCGUUAACCCAGCCACGUUCGAGCGCGCCAUGGAGGGCACCGGUGCGGCGGCGAGCGGGGCGCCUGGAGCGAGGGCGGAUGAUGGUGGCGGUGCCGAGAGGCCGGUGGCCAAGGCGCUCAAGGUCGUGGCGGCCGUGGACGCGAGCGAGGAGAGCCUGCACGCGCGGUCGUGGGCGCUGGACAACAUCGUGCGGUGCCACCCGGACGCGGCGCUCGUCGUCGUCCACGCUCAGCACGCCGUCGACCACUUCGUCUACCCCGUCGCCGCGCACGGCCUCGCGUACGCGCCGCCCAUGGCGGUGGAGUCCAUGCGGAAGCAGCAGGAGGAGAACUCCCGGCAGAUCCUGGCGCGCGCCCUGGACCUGUGCAGGGAGCGGCAGGUGGAGGCCACGGCGGCCGUCGUGGAGGGCGACGCCAAGGAGGCCAUCUGCCAGGCCGUCGAGAGGAUGCAGGCCGGGCUCCUCGUCCUCGGCAGCCGGGGCCUCGGCAAGAUCAAGAGGGCGUUCUUGGGCAGCGUGAGCGACUACCUCAGCCAUCACGCCUGCUGCCCGGUGCUGGUCGUCAAGCCGACCAAAGCGCAGGCCAAGUGAACUCCGGCCGGCGAUGCCUGUCAAGUACUACUACUAGUAUUGGUAGCUGUACUGUGAGCCGUCGAUAAGUGU